Paramecium octaurelia is the source of this 844-nucleotide messenger RNA. The record is from the annotation of a GenBank genome assembly. Lineage: Eukaryota; Ciliophora; Oligohymenophorea; Peniculida; Parameciidae.
AUGAAUAAAAUAACCAUUGAAUCCCAAUAGACAAGAUCUGCUUUAAAAGUCUAACAACCCAUCUUUAUGGAGUAAUAAGAGGCAAAAUCGUGUCGAAUUUGUCUUGAAACUGAACUGGAUAACGAUAAACCCAUUAUGCAUCCUUGCAAAUGUAAGGGUUCUCUUGGAUAAGUUCACGAAGAGGUAAGACUUUAUAAUUAAAAUGAGUGUCUCAAAACUUGGAUAGUUACAUAAAACAAAUAAAUAUUCACCUAGUGUGAAAUCUGCAAAAUCGAAUAUCAAAUUGAAUUUACCUCACGUAAAGUUUGUAUUCCUGUAUCAAUUUGAUUGUAUUUAGAGAGAAAAGCAUGUAAAUCAAAUUUGGAAAAUAUGAUUGCACUAAUUUGUCUUCUCUUUAUAUUUCUAGGCUUUACAGCUCUCCAGGCUUUUUUGGUUUUUCAAAUGUAAUCCAUAUAUAUAUAUAAAAUUAGUGUCAAUAUUUUUGAUGGAAAUGAUAAUAAUAAUGAACAAUCCAGUUUUUUGAGUAGUCCUAUUACUAUGAUUGGUAACCCUUAUUUUAUAAAUAUCUUUAGGCUUUGCAAUCAUAGUCUUUUUGUUUUUAGUUCCCAUUUUUAUGUGUCUUCUCUAUGUCAUAAAAAAAAUGCUCUUUGUAACUAAGAUAAAAUCUUGGCAUAUUUUAGAGAGAGUUCAAACUCCCCCAGCAGAAUUAUAGGAACAAAUGCUUUAACAUACCUUAUCGAAAAAUGCUUCUCAAUUAUUGUAAUAAUUGCCUAAGCUAAAUUAAACUACUUCCAUUCUCAUAUAAGGAAAUGGAUAGGAUUACGAACAUGUUUAAUUUAUUUGA